This is a messenger RNA of Pimephales promelas (fathead minnow), 4862 nucleotides long. It is a transcript of the gene fzd3b, whose product is annotated as frizzled class receptor 3b. Lineage: Eukaryota; Metazoa; Chordata; Actinopteri; Cypriniformes; Leuciscidae. Gene Ontology annotation, biological process: non-canonical Wnt signaling pathway; canonical Wnt signaling pathway. Gene Ontology annotation, molecular function: Wnt receptor activity; Wnt-protein binding. The record is from RefSeq and is a predicted model, not a curated record. Gene Ontology annotation, cellular component: plasma membrane.
UACAACCAAGCUUUAAGAAAGUAAAUUACAAUGAAACUUCAUAAAAUAGGCGGAUAUAACUGCCGGGAGGUUGUUUAUAUCUUGCCAGGUGCGUUGUGUCUAAACAUUAACAAUCAUAGUUUUAAGCUUUCACGGUGUAUUUUCAAAUUAAGCGGUUAUUAAAGCUUCAAGUGUAUUAGGACGUAAAUGAUGACGUCGACCACACGCAGCGCUAUUUUGAUCACAAGGUGCGUGUUACUUUUCUCAGCGCUGGUGAGUUUGGACUAAUCACAAUCGUUAGUGGUUCUAGAUUUUAGAUGUAUUAUAUUUGAGAGAGCUAUGGUAGAUUUUUAAUUUGUUUGUCAGAUAUUCAUCCUUCGAAUUAAGUUACUUAAAAGAUAAUACAUAUUAUUACAAAAUCUUUUCUGACGAGACAAAAAAUGUCGUGGAAUUUGAAUGCGACUCAAUAGCGGUCUGUGCUGUUGAGCCUCCAAACGCCCCCUGGAGGAAUAGCAGGUGUAUGUCUCAUUGGAAACAGCUGAAGGUGGGGCGAAUCGGGAGUUUCGUUGCGGUUGUGAAUAUGCAAAGCCACCGGGCAGCCGUCCGUGACGCUCUUCAUGUGCUCGUUUCGGGUAGUUUACGAUUUUUGUAUCCGUCAGCGUCUCAAUGCAAAUAAGCAGCCGGAGCGAGUGUUUUCAUGCGGUGUGUGAGUGUCUGAGUGAAACUGCAGCACGGACUUCAGUGUGUUACAUGAUUGUAGGUGCUGAAAUCAAACCUGCAGCGUAAAUCUACACCGAGAGACACGCUGAAUAGUGUCAUAUGGAGAAAACCAGAUGAUCUUUGCCAGGGAAAGGUAUCCAGUAUCCUUUGUCGUAGCCGCAUCCCAGAGCCCCGUUAGAAGGAUCCAUUGAAGACCACCCUGACCAAAGACAGUUUCUCAUUCAUUCUGUAGUCUUGUAUGCAUGUGAGAGGAUGCAUAAGGGGUCUGAUCAAAGCGUGCACUGACCCCAGACGGGUAUAUCCACGAGGACCAUCUGACAGAACAGGAAGAGCAUGGAAGCAGUCGAUCGUAGCGGUUUACCUUACACGCUAUGGGUGUGGCGGAUCUCUGCGUAGAGGAGAAACCCUUGUGCUCGUGUUCCUGCCGUUCAAACAUGGAUUUACCUUCCCAAGGGAUGUGGCUCUUUGGGGCUCUGCUGCUCUUGUCCCUGUUCACGAGCAGCCUGGGCAUCCACAUGGACUCGGCGGUGGGCGCUCACAGCAUGUUCACCUGCGAGUCGAUCGGUCUGCGUAUGUGCCAGGAUCUGCCCUACAACACCACCUUCAUGCCCAACCUCCUGAACCACUACGACCAGCAGACGGCCGCGCUGGCCAUGGAGCCCUUCCACCCCAUGGUGAACCUGCAGUGCUCUCCAGACCUCCGGCCGUUCCUGUGCGCCCUGUAUGCCCCCGUGUGUAUGGAGUACGGACGGGUAUCUUUGCCCUGCCGGAGCCUGUGUGACCAUGCCAAGAGAGACUGCCAGAAGCUCAUGGAUAUGUUUGGAGUCACCUGGCCGGAAGAGAUGGACUGCAGCAGGUUCCCGGACUGUGACGAGUCUUACCCUCGCGCUGUGGAUCUGCUGGUGAACGAGGAGCCCACUGACCAGUCGCCCAUGUCGGUGCAGCGUGACUAUGGUUUCUGGUGCCCCCGCGAGCUCAAAGUGGAACCCGAGCUCGGCUACACGUUCCUAGGUGUGCGUGACUGCUCCCCUCCCUGCCCCAACAUGUAUUUCCGGCGCGAAGAGCUCACCUUCGCCCGCUACUUCAUUGGCGUUGUCUCCAUCGUCUGCCUCUCCGCCACGCUCUUCACCUUCCUCACCUUCCUCAUCGACGUUACACGCUUCCGCUACCCGGAGCGGCCCAUCAUCUUCUACGCUGUCUGCUACAUGAUGGUGUCGUUGGUGUUUUUCAUAGGCUUCCUGUUGGAGGACCGCGUGGCGUGUAACACGGCCAAUCCUGCCCAGUUUAAAACAUCCACGGUGACUCAAGGCUCGCAUAACAAGGCCUGCACAUUGCUUUUCAUGGUGUUGUACUUCUUUACCAUGGCAGGCAGUGUGUGGUGGGUCAUUCUUACCAUCACCUGGUUCUUGGCCGCUGUGCCCAAAUGGGGCAGUGAAGCCAUCGAGAAGAAGGCCUUGCUCUUCCACGCCAGCGCGUGGGGAAUACCUGGCAUGCUAACCAUAACCCUGCUGGCUCUGAAUAAAAUCGAGGGCGAUAACAUCAGCGGCGUGUGUUUCGUGGGCCUGUACGACGUUCACACUCUUCGCUGGUUUGUGCUGGCGCCGCUGUGUCUGGAUGUCCUGGUGGGAGUUUCGCUGCUGCUGGCCGGGAUCGUAGCGCUCAACAGAGUCCGGAUGGAAAUUCCCCUGGAGAAGGAGAACCAGGACAAGCUGGUGAAGUUUAUGAUCCGGAUCGGCGUGUUCUCGGUGCUGUAUCUGGUGCCGCUGCUGACCGUGGUGGGGUGUUACCUGUACGAGCAGACGUACCGCUCCGUUUGGGAGAUCACAUGGGUGCAGGAGCGCUGCAGAGAGUACCACAUACCCUGCCCUUUCCAGGUGGAGAAAACCAGCAGGCCUGACCUCGUCCUAUUCCUGAUGAAGUACCUGAUGGUGCUGGUGGUGGGCAUCCCGUCCGUGUUCUGGGUGGGCAGUAAGAAGACCUGUUUCGAGUGGGCCGGCUUCUUCCACCGGCGUAGGCGUAAAGACAGCGGCGCAGUGAAUGAGAGCCGGCAGGUUCUGCAGGAGCCCGACUUCGCUCAGUCUCUGCUGCGUGACCCCAACACACCCAUAAUCCGCAAGUCCCGCGGGACCUCCACUCAGGGCACGUCCACCCACGCCUCCUCCACACACCUGGCCAUGCUGGACGACGUUCGGAGCAAAGCCAGCAGCGUCCACAGCAAGAUCAGCAGCUACCAUGACAGAGACGGCAGGUUCACCCCCACCAGCCACAGAGGCACGGAGGAACGCCCGGCGUACGGGAGCAUGCCACGACUCAACGAGCAGCUGUCCCAUCACGGAAGCCUUCAUCGCCUCGACAGCCAACCCAGACACGGCAGCGCGCGGGACCUGAGCGACGCGCCGGCCACUAGCAUAACGCACGGAUCCAGUAUGAACCGCGUGGCGGUGGAGGACGACGGGGCAAGUGCGUAACCCAGAGACCUGUCCUCAGAUUUGAGCCUCCGACUGAAACGAGAGGCGUAUAUAUCUGUUGGCGUGGGACAGUCCCUGUCCUGUGGGAGCCUGGGAAGCUGUUGACGGACAGACAUGUGCUUUGGCAGCAGCAGGGAAAUCUGAAACCAUCCGCAGGAUUUGGCCCAUCGGCGGCGCACCUGAGUAACAAGAUAUGUUUUCUUUGAUACUGUGAAGUUCUGUUGGAUGAAGUUUACUGCACGUUUCGCCGCGUCAGGAUGAAGCAGGACCGGCCGCGGCUGUCCGAGGGGAUAUUUGCCAUUACAUCCAUCGCUCAACCCUGUUUAAAGAGUUAAUGGAUCAACGACGCUUGAAGAUUCAAAGAGAGAGAGUAUCGGUGGUUUUGGUUCUCGUGGGUAGUUUGGUUGAGAAGGAUCGCAUGGAGAAACGGCAUACCAGAGUCCUCACCAACACCUGAUGUGCUUUUUCCCAGCCGCUCUACCUCAUCACACUCGAUAUUGCUUCACUCGUCACGUUACACAGUUAAAAUGGAUUAAAAACAGCGAGCGUGUGUAUAAGUGCUUUGUAAAUGGUGCUUUUUCUGAUGUUGCUUCAUGAAUAUUUCAGCAGGCCAUUUCCUCAUGCGCUAUACUAAGGCCAUUAAACAUUACAUAAAAAUGCGUUCUUGAAUUUCCGACACGCUUUAAAAGUGAGUGUUUUUGUUUACGUGUUGGAUGAGAUUACAGUGGUACUCAGUGCCUAAACGUGACUUAGGACCCGAGCUUUGUAAAAGCCGUUUUUCUGAUCGCUAUUACCGCGUCUGCUGUAGCUUUGCCUUCGGUUUCCCGAUUACACUUGAUCUUCACGCUUGUCCGCGUAACUAACGAGGGAUGAUACAGCACUUUAACUGCAGCUAUCUGUUGAAUGUGUGACAGCAAAUCCACUCAUAGCAUCAUAUCAAGAUUUCAAAUAAAGCUUUUGUUAAAAAACAAAAAAAAAACGCUUGGUGUGUUUUGUAGUUCCCCAUUUUAUUGAAAUAGUCAGAUAAUGAGCUUUCCAUGUGAAAAGUGGUGUCCAAACCAAUACAAAUAACAGUAUUCCACCUUAAAUACAUUUGUGCAAAAAAAAAAAAAAAAAGAAAAGAAAUAGGAAAAAGGUAUACGUUGCAGUAUGGGGUAAUUCAUUUUCACAUCCCAACCAUUCACGCCACACGGGUCAAUAAAAUACAAUAAAAAUAAAACGAAACAAUCCAGCCGUACAGUCCUUAAAACAAGUGAUUACACCUAUGACAUGCAAAUCUGUACAUAGUCUUACAAAAAGUCGAAACCAAGAAGAAAACUAUAUGAUAUGAAGUAGCAAUCCACUAACAAGGCAAACGAAAUCCUCACGUGAAAUGCAUGUGAAUGUGUCUCAAAAAUCUGCUCUCGUUCUAGUCCAUUCUACCUACAUUGACCGGUUCACACCGAUCCAAGAAAACUAAGGCACCUCCCGCUCUAUUCAUUGCCAAGUAACAGUCCUAAAUAUCAAACGGCCGUCGUUUCUACAAUCUUAAAUCCUCCAUCAUGCAAACAUAUAAUCAUUGGUUCUGACAUACCUGAGAUCAUUUCAAACAGGUUUCCUGUUCAUGUUAAUACCAUAACCCUGGCAAAUUGUUUCUAACCCGUUACAGCCUUUUUAUGGAAAACAACAACAACAACCUGUAUUAUGAAUAUUAGU